This is a messenger RNA of Colletotrichum gloeosporioides, 2088 nucleotides long. RefSeq names its product Laccase. The record is from RefSeq and is a predicted model, not a curated record. The transcript is spliced from 5 exons. Gene Ontology annotation, molecular function: oxidoreductase activity; copper ion binding. The coding region runs from base 1 to 2088 and encodes 695 amino acids. Lineage: Eukaryota; Fungi; Ascomycota; Sordariomycetes; Glomerellales; Glomerellaceae.
AUGUUGUCCCUUCGCCAUGUCUGGAUCAUUGUCACUGAUGUUGCCAACUCGCUCUUUGGAUCGCCUUUCCUCGGCCAAGGACUCCAAUACCCCAUAGGAGCCAAGUUUGGCGCGUCUCGCCCCGGCAUAGAGGCUGUCAAAUCCGGAGGUCCCAUCUUUAGGCCUCCUGGCAGCAAUAUCGAUGACUUCUGGUGCGACUAUUCUACAACUAUGCCUGGCUUCGAGCAUUGCGGUACGCCUGAAGACCAAAGCUGCUGGCUGCGCAACCCAACAACAGGCGAAGAAUUCAACCUUUUGACCGACUACGAAGACAUCAAACAAACACCUAAAGGUGUCACACGCGUUUACUAUCUUAACGUUACUGACGGGCCCAUCAACGCUAACGGACUGGACUUCCGCCAAGGAAAGCUCUUCAAUGGCACCUUCCCUGGUCCGCUGAUUGAGGCCUGCUGGGGAGACACCGUAAUAAUCCAUGUGCGCAACCAUCUCCAGUAUAACGGUACCAGUAUCCACUGGCACGGUCUCCGACAGUGGCAGACGAUGCAUAUGGACGGCGUCAACGGCCUCACGCAGUGUCCAAUUGCCCCCGGGUCCGAAUUUAUUUAUAACUGGACGGCGAUGCAGUACGGUAGCUCUUGGUAUCACAGCCACUACUCCGUGCAGUAUGCCGAUGGAUUGCAAGCCCCUAUAACCAUCCAUGGGCCAAGUUCCUAUCCAUAUGAUGUCGCCAUCGAACCGAUCACCAUCACUGACUGGGCGAACAACAGCGCGUUCCAAAACAUAGCCCCAAGUCGAGGUGGACGUGCAGAUACCAUGGACGUUCUUCUGAAUGGAACGGGUGACAUUACUCGAUUUACGGGUGGUCAAACAAUGAACACGGACACGAUCCCACCUCGUUUUGAGCUUUCAUUUGACGAUGCUGCUCCCAAUCCGAUGACUGGGGCGAAGCGUUAUCUCCUACGUCUAAUCAACACCUCCUUCGGAAACUCUUUCAUCUUUACAAUUGACAACCACAAUUUGACAGUGAUAGAGGCCGACUUCGUCCCUGUUCACAAUUUCAACACGACCUCGAUCCUCGUCGCCAUUGGCCAGAGGUACAACAUCAUCGUUGAGGCAACGCCGAUUGUGAACGUUUCGAAUCCCUCUGCCAAUCCUAUCCCCAAGGACGGCAACUUCUGGAUCCGCACUUAUGCCCCCCAAAACUCGGAUGUUUUGGAGUCCUACUAUCACGUGGAUCAGAACACUUAUAUGAAGACUGGUGUUCUCCGGUACGACAAGACCAGCACCACUGAUCCUACCACCACUGGAUGGAACAUCAGUGAUACUGAUUCAGAUAAGUCCAUCAAUGAUCAAUUGAAACCCAUCCUUCAGUGGUCAGUCCAGAAACCAGCAAACUGGGACAACUCACCGGAGGUAUUCAACAUUGUUCCAACGAAAGGCGAAGGACAAUACGCCACGGCGUUCGUUGCUUUCCAACGGAACGGCACCACGGAUGUAAGCCCGUUCCAAACGACGUACGGCAACCCCACCUUUUUGAAUUUGGACAAUGUAGGCGACGAGUGGCCGGCUGGCUGGUUUGUCGUGCCCGAGAACUACACUGACAACGACUGGAUUUUCCUGGUCAUUGACAAGCCAAAACUUGGGCCCCAUCCAAUCCAUCUUCACGGCCAUGACUUCGCCAUCGUACAACAGAGCGACAACAGUUCUUUCGACAUGAACAAUUUCAAUCAGAAUCGACCCGACGUCAACUUUCCCCGCCGUGACGUAGUGUUGGUCACCAAAACCGGGCAUGCGGUUAUUGCAUUCAAGGCUGACAACCCAGGCGUAUGGCUGAUGCACUGCCACAUCGCAGGACACGCCUCUGGUGGCCUCUCCUUGCAGAUUAUGGAGCGGCAGAAAGCAGCUAACGGGAUAUGGCCUCCGGGAAAUUCUGAUGCUCUUAAUGAAGCUCACAAACUUUGUGCCAGCUGGAACAGUUGGUCAUAUGACUGCAAGAACUUGUGGCCUGGAAACACGGGCAACUCUCAAAAAGCAGAAUAUCCUUCCUGCAAGGACUCCACCAACGUCCAGAACGAUUCUGGGGUGUGA